Ipomoea nil (Japanese morning glory) is the source of this 906-nucleotide messenger RNA. Its product is annotated as leucine zipper putative tumor suppressor 2-like. Bases 1 to 906 code for a protein of 301 amino acids. The transcript is spliced from 3 exons. The record is from RefSeq and is a predicted model, not a curated record. NCBI's taxonomy places the organism in Eukaryota, Viridiplantae, Streptophyta, Magnoliopsida, Solanales, Convolvulaceae.
AUGUCCUACUCCCCCGAAGCUACCAGCCGACCGGGUCCUUCUCCCGAGCGGGCCGCCGCACAAGACACGUCGUCCAGCUCAUCCGGGUCGUCGAGCUCCGGCUCAAGCGGAUCGGGGAGCUUCGACGAGGAAGAAGAAGAAGGAACCACGUCGGGGAGACAAGGAUCCCCGACCGAAGGCGUUAGGGAAACGCCCACUCGGGUGGUUGGGGACCACCCCAGUCCGGCUCCCGAGCCGACCGAAGAGGACACGGCCGGGCCAGCCGCCCCAGCUGUCGCGGAGUUCGAGUUCUUGAACAGCGAGAACGUCGAACAGCAAAUGAGCCAGCUCACCAAGGGCGAGGCGGCUAGGAUUGCCGAAAGGCUCAUGGGUCGGAUAUCCCGGGCCGCCCAGCUCUUACAAGGUCGAGCCAUGCUGGCCGAGGAAGCUGAUCACCACAAGAAGACGGCCGCCCAUCGCUUGAAGGAGAUCAAGGACCUCCAAGCCGAGUUGGAGAAGACCCAAAAGGUCGCCAGCCGGGCGAUCGGAGAAGCCAAGGAGCUGAAGGCUCAGCUCGAGAAUCCGAGCGAGCUGGCGCGGGCAGCCUUCAAAGACAGGGAGUUGGGCUCGGCCUUCCUCACCGCAGCCCGGGGAACAGAGAUCGGGGAAGAGCUGAUCGUCUCUUUCGGUCGCUGGGGCUUUACGGCCGGGAAGCGGAAGAUGCUUGAACGAGUCCGUUCCCGGUUGGAGCAGGCUCUAGACGGGGAAGACCUUCAGCUGGUCCUCUCGGCAUUGCCCCCGGACCUAGCCGAUCCCGGUCCCUCUCCCUUCGCCCCAAAAGCCAAGGCGUCUGAAGCCGGGGCAUCAACGGCGGCCACCCCGAGCGGAAAGGAACCGGCUGCCGGAGCUCGGGAGAUGAAGAAGUAA